Abrus precatorius (Indian licorice) is the source of this 831-nucleotide messenger RNA. Its product is annotated as bidirectional sugar transporter N3-like. The coding region runs from base 1 to 831 and encodes 276 amino acids. Gene Ontology annotation, biological process: carbohydrate transport. Gene Ontology annotation, molecular function: sugar transmembrane transporter activity. The record is from RefSeq and is a predicted model, not a curated record. NCBI's taxonomy places the organism in Eukaryota, Viridiplantae, Streptophyta, Magnoliopsida, Fabales, Fabaceae. The transcript has 6 exons. Gene Ontology annotation, cellular component: membrane.
AUGGCAAUCAGCCACAACACAUUGGCAUUUACCUUUGGCAUGCUAGGUAACGUCAUUUCAUUCUUAGUAUUCUUGGCUCCAAUAUCAACAUUUUACCGAAUAUACAAGAAGAAAUCGACCGAGGGCUUUCAGUCACUGCCUUACCUGGUGGCAUUGUUCAGUUCCGUGCUUUGGUUGUACUAUGCUUUACUCAAAAAAGACGCCUUUCUCCUCCUCACUAUUAACUCAUUUGGAUGUGUCAUAGAGAUCAUCUACAUUAUCUUGUUCAUCAUCUAUGCUUCCAGGGAUGCAAGGAACAUAACUUUUAAGCUAUUUAUGGCAAUGAAUGUGAGCUCCUUUGCUCUGAUCGUCUUAGUCACGCAAUUCGCUGUGCACGGUCCCCUUCGCGUCCAAGUCCUUGGAUGGAUAUGUGUUUCCAUUGCGGUUAGUGUCUUCGCAGCACCACUAAGCAUUGUGGCACAAGUUGUUCGGACAAAGAGUGUUGAGUUUAUGCCUUUCAAUUUGUCAUUUACACUCACAUUGAGUGCCGUAAUGUGGUUUGGUUAUGGUCUCUUUCUCAAGGACAUUUGCAUUGCUCUCCCAAAUGUACUUGGUUUUGCACUGGGGUUGCUUCAGAUGCUGCUCUAUGGCAUUUACAGGAAAGGCGAUAUGAAGGUAACGAAGGAAACGAAGCUACCGCUGGAACCACUGAGAAACGUUGUUGUAGAGAACCCCUUGGGAACUGGUGAGGUUUUUCCUGUGGAGGAAAACCAACAAGGAAAGAAGAUCAAAGAAAAGAGAGAGGAGAAGGAGAAGGAGAAAAGUGAGGAACCUAACGAUUGCGCAGUCUAA